This is a messenger RNA of Verticillium dahliae VdLs.17, 777 nucleotides long. Its product is annotated as trimethylguanosine synthase. Lineage: Eukaryota; Fungi; Ascomycota; Sordariomycetes; Glomerellales; Plectosphaerellaceae. Gene Ontology annotation, molecular function: RNA cap trimethylguanosine synthase activity. Gene Ontology annotation, biological process: 7-methylguanosine cap hypermethylation; 7-methylguanosine RNA capping. Gene Ontology annotation, cellular component: nucleus. The transcript has 3 exons. The record is from RefSeq and is a predicted model, not a curated record. Bases 1 to 777 code for a protein of 258 amino acids.
AUGACCAGGAUGGAACCCGCACCUCGGAUGCCCCUGACUGAUGAAUGCCAUCACUAUGAGACCAAGGCAGAAGUGCCAUGGGACCUCCAAAAAUACUUUUCCCAGCGCUAUUCCAUAUUCCAGUAUUACGAUGAUGGCGUCUAUCUCACCGACGACGCCUGGUUCGGCGUGACUCCCGAACCAGUUGCCACCCAGGUCGCCCAAGACAUGUCAGCGUCCCCGGCCACCAGAAGGGUCUUGAUCGAUCUCUUCGCCGGCGCCGGCGGCAACACCAUCGCCUUUGCCCUGUCCUCGCGCUGGGACAAGAUCAUCGCCAUCGAGCGCCACGCCCCCACCCUCGCCUGCGCCCAGUCCAACGCCGCGCUGUACGAUGCCGACGACCGCAUCACCUGGGUCCACGGCGACUGCUUCGACUACCUCCGCCGUCUGCGCACGGAUCCGGCCUCCCUUCACGAGGAUCUCCAGGUCAGCCCCGCCGAGACGGUCAUCUUCGCGUCCCCGCCCUGGGGCGGCCCCGGCUACAGCACCGCCGACGUCUUUGACCUGCGCUUCAUGGAGCCGUACAACCUCCAGCACCUCCACGACGCCUGCUUUCCCAUGGACCAUGCGCUUUACCUGCCGCGCACGAGCGACCUGCGCCAGAUUGCCAAGCUCGCCCCCGGAGACGACAAGAUCGAUGUUGUGCAAUACUGCAUGAAGGGGGCGAGCAAAGCCCUCGUGGCCUACAUCCCGGGCACCGCUAGUAAGCCUGGCAAAAAAAGGCCAGUAGAAGCAUAA